AUGGCCUCCCAAGGUAUGCAGCAGCAGCAGCAGAUGGUGGACACAUGCCACCACUCAUCACUGAGUAACUCGAUUCCUAACAGCAGUGUGCUGAGGAAGGUGGCCAGCCUCACAGCAGAUAAGAGUAUGCUUGAGCAGAGGGUCAGGCGGCCACGCUUUGUGCCAGAGAACCUUGAUUUCCAGAUCUACCAGAAGUUCAAAGGCCUAAUACUGGUAAACUGGUUCCUCUCAGCAUUUCCAGAUGGCCACUACCUGAAGCUGUAUCUGUCAGACCAGGACUUAACAAUUCUUGCAGUGCAAUUCUGCACUCAUCUUCUGGCAGCUGGUGUAAUACGUCAAAUAUCUGAUAAAGAUGCUGCUGUGGACACUGUCUUCCAGCUGGACCUGAUGUAUCACUGGGCACACACAGAGGCACCAGCAGCAGCACCCCCAACCCCAACCCCUGGGAAACUGAGAAGUUCAGCUUGGCCUUCUCCUAGCCCUGCAGGAAUUCCACAGGAGUCUGUCAACACUGACACAAUUGGACCUGGAGCUCACUGCACAGAAGCUGAAUACCAGUUAAUGAUUAUUGGCAUGAAACGAGAACACCAUGAAGCUGUAAACAGGCUGAUACGAAAUCAGGAAGUAGCUUUAUUCAACCUCAGGGGGAAGCAUGCACAGAAGGUCUUUGAGUUAGAACAGAGGAUAUCUGAGCUUGAAGAGCUUAUUGACUCUAUGAGGCAACAAAUGGAAACAAACAAGACCAUAGCUGAUGCAGAGGGUCAGAACUGGUGGGAGUGCAGGCAAUUUGGUAGGACAGGCAACACUGGUGCAGUGUCCACUUUCAUGUCAGAGUCCAACCCCACAGAAGGAGGUUGCGGUGAAGAUCGUGGAACAGUUGGCACUGGCUGUGGUGGUGGUGGUGGUGGUGGUGGUGGUGGUGACAACAUUGGAGAUUCACUGACAGCCAAAACAAGAUCUGGUUUUGACUGUCCAACAGGAGUAGUAUCUUCCAAAUUUUUCUCUGAGAAGAACCAGAAUAAAAUUAAAACUAAAUCUGAUAACAUGGUUGUAAUGAGAGCUUUGCCUGCAAUUGUUGAAGAACUACCAGAGAAACAUGAAAUUGGCAUAAAGAAAGUGAUCAUAACAUGUGUAAAAGCAACAGAUACUAAAGACUUGAUACAGGUGAGGGAGCAGUGUAUCUCAGUUAUGCUGCCUCUCGAAGACUAUACUAUGAAAAUGUCAAGUGAGCGAAUUCCAUAUGAAAAUAAGGAAAUAUCAAGAGCAGUUGGCGUCCAACAUCAAAGUUCAGAUUUUUCCCCUGAAGUUGGAGCAACUGAGAGAGCAUCUCCCAAAAAGUAUGUACCCAAAUCAGUGCAGAGUCCAGUAUCUGUGAGAAUACAAGUUUCUUAUGAUCAACUUAUAACUACUUGUUCUGACAGUCAUCCCCAGUGCCCAGCUCUACGACUUUUGCAGUCCCUUCCACCCACUGGAAUGGAAGGUCCAGUACCAUCACUGCCUCCACCGCUGCCCCCUGGGAUUGGAGCACCACCACCACCACCACCACCACCACCACCACCACUUCCUUAUCUCCCUCCUACUCCUGGAAUUGGAGGAUUACCUCCUCCAUCCCAUGGUAUGGCAGGCCCUUCACCACCUCACCCACCUCCAUCCCCUCCAGCCCUUGAAAUUGGAGGCCCUCCGCCACCACCACACCCUCCGCCUCCUCCACCCCCCCUCCCCCUCGGAAUAGGAGGCUCCCUUCUGCCACCCCCUCCACACCCUGGGACGGGGGCCCCUCCGCCACCCCCUCCACUCCCUGGGACGGGGGCCCCUCCGCCACCCCCUCCACUCCCUGGGACGGGGGCCCCUCCGCCACCCCCUCCACUCCCUGGGACGGGGGCCCCUCCGCCACCCCCUCCACUCCCUGGGACGGGGGCCCCUCCGCCACCCCCUCCACUCCCUGGGACGGGGGCCCCUCCGCCACCCCCUCCACUCCCUGGGACGGGGGCCCCUCCGCCACCCCCUCCACUCCCUGGGACGGGGGCCCCUCCGCCACCCCCUCCACUCCCUGGGACGGGGGCCCCUCCGCCACCCCCUCCACUCCCUGGGACGGGGGCCCCUCCGCCACCCCCUCCACUCCCUGGGACGGGGGCCCCUCCGCCACCCCCUCCACUCCCUGGGACGGGGGCCCCUCCGCCACCCCCUCCACUCCCUGGGACGGGGGCCCCUCCGCCACCCCCUCCACUCCCUGGGACGGGGGCCCCUCCGCCACCCCCUCCACUCCCUGGGACGGGGGCCCCUCCGCCACCCCCUCCACUCCCUGGGACGGGGGCCCCUCCGCCACCCCCUCCACUCCCUGGGACGGGGGCCCCUCCGCCACCACCUCCACCCCCUGGGACAGGAGGGCCACUGCCACCCCCUCCACCCCCUGGGAUGGGAAUACCUCCUCCUCUUCCUCCUCUAGCAGCAGUUGGUGGUCCCCCAUCUCCAGUACCAGGUGGUCCAAUGCCGCUGCCAGUACCACCUGUUGGAGGAUGGGCUGCUGGAAAAGCCAUGUUGAGGAAAAAGCCUGUGAACCCAACAGUACCUAUGAAACCUUUGUACUGGACUCGAAUUGUUGUGCCAGCGACAGAAAGUGUUAAGCAGCAGAUGGCUCUGUGGGAAGAUCUGGAAGAAGCUAAAAUAGAAGACAUUGAUGAAUUUGCAAAUCUGUUCUCUCGACAAGUGACUGAACGGAAACCAGUGAAGAAGAAAGAAGAAAAGCCUACAAAGCAACAAGCAGCAAAACUACUUGACAGCAAACGAUCACAGAAUGUUGGCAUUCUUUCAUCUAGCCUCCAUGUAGAAUUUUCAGAAAUAGAAAAUGCAAUAUACAAUUUUGAUACAUCAGUUGUGAACUUGGAAGCUCUACAACAGAUAUAUGAUUCUAGACCAACAGAAGAAGAAGUUUCCUUAAUUCGGAAUCAUAUUGCAAGUAACUCAAAUAUUCCACUUGACAAGCCAGAACAGUUCCUAUAUGAACUUGCAGAAAUACCAAAUUUUGCAGAACGCAUUGCGUGUUUCAUGUUCCAGUCUGAUUUUGAAGAUGGUAUGUCUUCUAUUGAAAGUAAACUGAACAAUUUAAAAUCGACUUGUCAGUUUCUAACAACAUCAGAGAGUCUGAAGACAGUACUCAGCAUUAUAUUGGCUCUCGGUAAUUAUAUGAAUGGUGGCAAUCGUACACGUGGACAAGCAGAUGGAUUUGGAUUAGAAAUUCUGGCAAAGCUACGUGAUGUCAAGAGCAAAGACAAUAGCGUUACUUUGCUUCAUUUUAUUGUAAGAGCAUACAUGAAAAAAUGUGAUGAUCCAUUAAAUCCUGAAAUGGCUUUACCUGUACCUGAACCAGGAGAUAUUGAAAGGGCGGCAGUUGCUAAUUUCGAAGACCUCACUGUUGACUUACAAAAACUAGAGAGAGACUUGACAGCAUGCCAAAAUAGAACACAAAAAGUUAUUAAGGCCUCUUCAGAAAAUAAUUUACAGCCUUUCAAGGAUAAGAUGGAAUUCUUUGUAACUAGAGCCAAGAAGCAGCUCCUUGGUGAAAAAGAAAAUUUAGAAGAAUGCAAGCAAAAAUUUUAUGGCACUAUGGAUUUUUAUCAAUACCAUCCAAAAGGUAAAAAAGAAGAUGUAACACCUAAAGAUUUCUUUGCUUUGUGGCUACCAUUUUGCCGUGAUUUUAAGGAUAUCUGGAAGAAAGAGCAGCAGAGAUUAAUAAAGGAAAAGUUACAAGAAGUGAAGCAGAAACGUGAGAAAAAACGAGAGAUAGAGAAAUCAAAAAUAACAGAUGGUGGAUUGAAAGCAAGAGUACAGAUGCGAGCAAAGAUGACACCUGUGAGUUGAGAAACAAGUCUACACAUUGUACCUCUUCAUCUGCAUGACUACUCAUUCCUGUCAUUGUCAUUUCUGUUCAUGCUACUGAUUCACCAAGGUACUUUCAAAAAUUAUGUAAAUGUUACAUAUGGUGCUAUUAAAUUAAAACAGAUUCAUUAUUUAUUAACACACUGUAAAUAGCUUGUAUUAUAAAUAAACGUACAUUUACUGCUCUGUCA
Molecule: messenger RNA, 4067 nt
Organism: Schistocerca americana (American grasshopper)
Lineage: Eukaryota; Metazoa; Arthropoda; Insecta; Orthoptera; Acrididae
Product: formin-2-like
Exons: 18
Coding region: 1-3858 (1285 amino acids)
Cellular component (GO): cytoplasm
Molecular function (GO): microtubule binding
Source: RefSeq, a predicted model, not a curated record